Messenger RNA from Zea mays, 1789 nucleotides. Its product is annotated as SET domain-containing protein. Gene Ontology annotation, cellular component: nucleus. Gene Ontology annotation, biological process: peptidyl-lysine monomethylation. NCBI's taxonomy places the organism in Eukaryota, Viridiplantae, Streptophyta, Magnoliopsida, Poales, Poaceae. Gene Ontology annotation, molecular function: protein binding; protein-lysine N-methyltransferase activity. Bases 75 to 1562 code for a protein of 495 amino acids. The record is from RefSeq and is marked predicted. The transcript is spliced from 6 exons.
ACGCUUGUCGCGAAACAGAAAACAGGCAAACCACACACCCAGGACGGUGGACGGACACCCGCGCCGCCGCCGCCAUGGCCGACGCCGCCGCAGCAGCAGCACGGCGCCUCCGCGCCUUCAAGCGGUGGAUGCGCGCGCACGGCGUCGUCUGCAGCGACGCGCUCAGCCUCGACGUCUCCGAUCCCCUCGGCGUCCACGUGCGCGCGGCCACGCCGCUACGCGACGGAGACCUUGUCGCCACCAUCCCGCGCGGAGCGUGCCUCACCCCGCGCACCACCGGUGCCGCGGCAGCCAUCGAGGCAGCCGAGCUCGGCGGAUGCCUCGCGCUCACGGUCGCCGUCAUGUACGAGCGCGCACAAGGCGCCGACUCGCCGUGGGACGCCUACCUCCAACUGCUUCCCGACUGCGAGUCCGUGCCGCUCGUGUGGCCCGCUGGCGAGGCAGAGUGCCUACUCGCCGGCACUGAGCUAGACAAGAUUGUGAAGCAAGACAAGGAAUUCCUUUGUGAGGAUUGGAAAGAAUGCAUCGAGCCCCUCAUGUUAUCUGGAGAGCUGGAUGUUGACCCAGAUGAUUUUAGCUUGGAGAAAUAUUUAUCUGCAAAAACUCUUGUUUCUUCAAGGUCCUUCCAGAUAGAUAGCUAUCAUGGAUCUGGAAUGGUUCCAUUGGCUGACCUUUUCAAUCACAAGACUGAUUGUGAACACGUGCAUUUCACGUCUGCAUCAGAUGCCUCAGACUCAGAUGGUGAAGAAGAAGAAGAUGAUCGAAGUGAUGCUUCUGCUGAUGACAAACCGACUACAAAAAAUCCCACAAGUAGUCCUCCAGGUUCGAGAGCUAACGACGAAGAUUUGGAAAUAAUCAUUGUUAGAGAUGUCAAUGAAGGGGAGGAGGUGUAUAAUACAUAUGGAACGAUGGGGAAUGCUGCUUUGCUUCACAGAUAUGGUUUCACAGAACUUGACAAUCAAUACGACAUUGUCAACAUUGAUUUAGCAUUGGUUACUAAGUGGUGCACAUCCAUAUUCUCCGGUCGACAUACAAGAGCAAGGGUAUCACUAUGGCGUAAUCUGGGUUAUUCUGGGUGCACUAGCCAAGAUACCGAGUACUUUGAGAUUGCAUAUGAUGGAGAGCCCCAGCUUGAACUCUCAAUCCUCCUUUACAUCAUCAACAUGAAACCUGAUGUUUAUGACAAGCUGAUCUGCGUGGCCCAUGGUUUCGUUAGUGACGAAGAGCAUGAGACUAUCUGUAACGUGUUCAAGUUUGUCAAAGCAACAAGCUCCAACCAAAAUUCUGAAGUCAAUGGCCUCGAGAAACUGCCUGAUGUGAAGAAGUUAUUGCAUAGUGAGAGCGUUUGUUCGGCGCUUCUAUCACUCGCUGACAUGAGGGAAAGCCUCUAUGGUUCGAACACUUUGGAAGAUGACGAGGAAGAGCUUCACGCAUGCUGCGUUGUCAACGAAAGGAAGCUCUACCAUUCUCUGGUUUUGCGGGUGAGUGAGAGAAGGAUACUUCGUAGAUUGAGGGAGUUUGCCUCUAGUGGGUCAAAGGGCCGGAAGAGGAAGCACCCCUAGUGUUUAAGCAAUAUUCUGCGGGUCAGGCUUGGUAUUCCUGAACACCAUGCUCAAUAAAGGUAUGGUGACGUUCUGCAAUUCUGCUGCUCUUGUAAUGGAAUACUAACAUUUUUAGGAACAAUAACUACAUACAGGCAUGCUUUGUUUUCUUUAAGUAGAUUAGAUACUUGAGAUUUACGACGUGGGGGACAUUAUGUGUUGGUUUGCGUGGUAACAAACAUUUGGAC